UGCCUCUCCUCCUGCGGCUGUAGUCGGGGGGGCCUUUGUGUGUAGGAGGCCAUGUUGAUGGAUUGUGUGGAACCUGGAUAAUUCUUCAGUAUCGCUGUAAGCCGGCCUCGGACUGCGGAAGCCGUCGGCCGAGCUCGUGAUGCGAGCCGGAGAAUAUCGAGCAGCGUAGAGCUUCGGAUAAGUUCGGCUGCUGGAUGCGCGCCAUUGGUCGCGGCUACUCGGCUGGCGACUUGCGCGGAGCGGCAUUGCGUGCUACGCGCCGCGCGGACUGUCAACAACAUCCUCUUUGGGGUUUUUUUUUUCGUAUCGGAACACCAGAGCCCUAUGUGCACUGCCGUUAGCUAAGUAACACACCAGUUGUGAUUGAAAAUCGCACGAUUAUCUAUCAAUAUCAAACCAGGCGUAGAGACGACCUAAAGCUGGACUCGCUUGGAUAAACAGUUCUAUGGAAUUAUGGUUUUGAAUACCUUUGGAGUUGAUGACGGACUCUGUUGUGGCGGUGAGCAGUUUAUACGCCUAUCUUGGUAGCUAGCUAGCUAGCUGCUGAAUCCCUUCGCUCCCCACAUAACACUGGUAGCUAGCCAGCUACAUCUCAGCCGAGGGGAACGCUGGCGGCCAUUCGUCUAGAGCCGGAGGAGAAGGAGCUGGGCGUCAUGGCAUGGGUGCUGAAGAUGGAUGAUGCCACGAUCGAGUCCGGGCUUGUGCACGACUUCGAUGCCAGUCUGUCUGGAAUUGGUCAGGAGCUUGGAGCGGGCGCAUAUAGUAUGAGUGAUGUCCUGGCGCUGCCCAUCUUCAAGCAGGAGGACGCCGGCCUCCCCUCUGAUGCGGAGAGCACAAACCCCCCCUUUCAGUACGUGCUGUGCGCGUCCACCUCUCCCGCUGUCAAGCUGCAUGACGAGACGCUCACCUACCUGAACCAAGGUCAGUCAUACGAGAUCAGGAUGCUGGACAACCGGAAGGCAGGCGAGCUGCCUGAGCUGAACAACAAGAAUGUGAAGAGCAUCGUGCGAGUGGUGUUUCACGACCGGCGUCUGCAAUACACUGAGCACCAGCAGCUGGAGGGCUGGAAGUGGAACCGCCCAGGAGACAGGCUCCUGGACAUCGAUAUUCCCAUGUCUGUGGGCAUCAUUGAUCCCAAGACCAACCCUUCGCAGCUCAACGCCGCAGAGUUCCUGUGGGACCUCUCCAAACGCGCAUCCGUCUUUGUCCAGGUGCACUGCAUCAGCACAGAGUUUACCCCCCGCAAGCACGGCGGCGAGAAGGGGGUGCCGUUCCGGAUCCAGAUCGACACCUUCCAGCAGGGUGAGGGCGGGGAGUACAGCGAGCACCUGCACUCGGCCAGCUGCCAGAUCAAGGUCUUCAAGCCAAAGGGAGCAGAUCGGAAGCAGAAGACCGACCGGGAGAAGAUGGAGAAGAGGACGGCACAGGAGAAGGAGAAGUACCAGCCCUCAUACGAGACCACCAUCCUGUCUGAGAUGAGACUUGAGCCUAUAAUAGAAGAUGCAGUUGAACAUGAGCUGAAAAAGUCCAGCAAGCGGACACUGCCCGCAGACUGCGGCGAUUCUCUGGCCAAGCGGGGCAGUUGCUCGCCUUGGCCCGACAGCGCCUACGUCAGCAGCACCCCGGCAACACCGGCAGCGGCCACACCCUCCUUCACCUCCACCUCGCACACCUCCUAUACUGUCCCUGUCGCAGACAGUGAUUCCUCAUCACCAAAUCAUCAGGGAGAUGCAGUCAGCCAUCCUACUCUGGAGGCUCCCCCACAGCAGCUCAGCCCCUUGGCCUCCAUGCAGGACGUGCAGCAAUGGCUGCAAAAGAAUCGAUUUGCUACCUACACCAGAGUCUUCUCGAAUUUCUCAGGUUCUGAUUUACUGAAGCUGACCCGUGAGGACCUAGUCCAGAUAUGCGGAGCAGCAGAUGGUAUCCGACUGUUUAAUGCACUUAAAUCAAGGUCAGUGAGACCCCGCCUGACUGUGUAUGUGAGCCAGGAGGUCCAGCAGGCUGACACCCCACCACCAGAGGGCGCUGCUGAGGGCCACCAGAGGAAGCACUCUGGCUGUGCCAUAUACGGUAAGCGUGGGGCCCCUGCAGUACGUCUGAGGCUUACUGGCAGCACUGCUGACGAGCGCUCUGGCACACCGGCAGUGUAUCAUGCCCUGUACUUGGAGGAGAUGACGGCCUGCGAGCUUACCCGCAAGAUCGCCGCCAUCUUCGGCCUCUCGCUCACCCAGGUCAAGCAGGUGUUCCGCCAGGGGCCCACAGGCAUACACAUCCUGCUCAGUGACCAGAUGGUUUACAAUCUUCCAGAUGAGAGUUGCUUUGUGAUUAGCACAUUGAAAGAUGAGACUGGAGAGGGAUACCACAUUAUUUUGAAGUAAAAUGGCAAGAAGCGACGUCAGAAGGAUCCUUUGCCAAGAUUUUCUCUUUUGUGGCGUCUGGUUUGAUAUCAGGAAGAAGGACGAGUGGAGAGCCUAGAGCCAGUUAAAUGUUAGAAUCUGACUUCAGGGUAACACUGUUUCAUAUUGAAAUCAUGAUUUAAGGAGCGUAGCUAGGAAUGGCUCUUGGGCAUUGUGUGUGUCUGUGUGUGUGUGUGUCUGUGCGUUUUGUCCCCUCCCCCAUCUUCCUCCACCACCUAUCUUGCCCUCUCUCCCCUCUUGGGCUGGGGGUUGGGGUUCUUAAGCCUCUCUGGUGUUUGGCCCGGCAUUGCUUGAGGUUUUGCAAGCCGAAGUGAUUGCAGCGCAGGAGCCUGUAGUUACGGUGGCGGAGAAGCCGUACUCCCGCUCGCUUUCUCCUGCCAUGAAUUCCUGCCGAGUGAGCUGUGGAGUGGCUCACAGAGGAGGUGGGACUGUAUGCCUGCGCUUGCGCAUGGCGGCCAGCGAGGGGAGCUAAAUCCGCCCAGCGCCCCUCAGAAGAACAGAACAUAAUCAUCCGUAUGUAAAAAGCUGCUGGAAGCUGUUUGACGCCCCCCUCCACAGCCUAAGCUGGUUAUUCUGGCUGCAGAUUCCUGCCUUUUAGAUGGGUUUUAACGUCAUUUCGCCCUGGGUGACCCAUUUUGGUACCAUGUUGGCUUUGGUCCACCUGCUUGCACGUGGGUAGAUGUACUCAGGUGAGAGUCGCGCCCCCACCCUGCAUUCUGGAGGGCAGGCCUGCAGAGUCAUUUGGAGUCUACCUCCUGAUGGCUCAGGCUCCUUCAUGUGCAUCCUGCAUGUCCAUUACCAUAAAUUAUUCUGCGUCAAGAGUUUCGCUAAGCAGGAAGUGAGGGUAAUCCUCAAAGACAGUGAAGUGGACCAAACCUUUUGCAUUUGCUUAAAACGGUGGGGAGUGCCCUCCCCCCCCCCCCACUGAAAAUACUUAAUUUCUCUGUGCUCGCUGUGCCUGACUGUGAUGAUGGCGUGUGACCUCACCUCUGGAAUGUGCCCUCUGAUGAUUUGGCGCAUCCUGUCUGCAGUGCGAGAGCUUGUGCCAUGCCGGUGUGGAACUGGUCCAUAUGUGCCUCUUGGCUGUCGCUGUCUGGGGCAUUUUUCAUUUUGCCAUUUUUUUGUAUUCAUCUGUACUGUAGUUCAUUUUAGAGUGCAUGUUUCUUUUGUUUAUUUUUUUAAUAAAAUCACCCCCCCCUCCCCCCGUCUUGGAAGCCCUUUGGUUUUUUUUUUUUUUUUUUUUUUUUAAAAGAAGGAAAAAAAUUUGGUGUACUUUUCAUGGCAGUCAGACAUGAAGGCUGCGGACUUUGCCUGGUGGACACCUCUGUACUUGGUGCCCUCCAGGACCUGUACUGAGCAUCUCUGUGUGGCAUGCACCUACUGUUGCUGUUCUAAUUUAAAAGCACGAGGGGAAGCGAGAAGGCAGCUUCCUCCUCCCCACGUGAACAUUACCAAUGCAGCACUGAAAUUUUACAGGAAUGAAAAUGUAAACCAUGUGACAGAAGGUGGAAUAAAAAAAAAAGUGCAGAAAAAUGCCAGUGGAAA
This is a messenger RNA of Brienomyrus brachyistius, 3962 nucleotides long. RefSeq names its product upstream binding protein 1 (gene ubp1). The transcript is spliced from 15 exons. Gene Ontology annotation, biological process: regulation of transcription by RNA polymerase II. Gene Ontology annotation, cellular component: nucleus. Gene Ontology annotation, molecular function: RNA polymerase II cis-regulatory region sequence-specific DNA binding; DNA-binding transcription activator activity, RNA polymerase II-specific. The coding region runs from base 654 to 2378 and encodes 574 amino acids. The record is from RefSeq and is a predicted model, not a curated record. NCBI's taxonomy places the organism in Eukaryota, Metazoa, Chordata, Actinopteri, Osteoglossiformes, Mormyridae.